Daphnia magna is the source of this 1162-nucleotide messenger RNA. RefSeq names its product single-strand selective monofunctional uracil DNA glycosylase (gene Smug). Bases 1 to 900 code for a protein of 299 amino acids. Lineage: Eukaryota; Metazoa; Arthropoda; Branchiopoda; Diplostraca; Daphniidae. The record is from RefSeq and is a predicted model, not a curated record. Gene Ontology annotation, molecular function: oxidized pyrimidine nucleobase lesion DNA N-glycosylase activity; single-strand selective uracil DNA N-glycosylase activity. Gene Ontology annotation, biological process: base-excision repair. The transcript has 4 exons.
AUGGAUUUGUUUAAUGUGACACCGAGUACAGCAAGUAAUUCGGCAUUGACUGUUCCUACUUAUGUUGAUGCAUCCACUGGGAUGACACCCAACGAAGUGAAACAUGGAGUAGACGAAACUCAAGGCCAACUUACCACGGCCUCGAUUGCUGUACAAAUUCUGAAUAUUGAAAGCAGGCUAAGCAAUGAACUGAAUCGGCUGUUGUUUAGUCCUCCUGUGGCGUAUGUGUACAAUCCAUUGAAUUAUGCAUGGGAAACACAUUCCCUAUUUGUUUCUAAGUUCGGCAAUACCAAAAAACAAAUUCUUUUUGUGGGUAUGAAUCCAGGGCCUUGGGGAAUGGUCCAAACUGGGAUUCCAUUUGGAGCUGCAAGAUUGGUUCAAGAUUGGCUCGGAAUUGUCGGAACAGUUGGUCAUCCGCCUAUAGAGCAUCCUCAGCGGAAGGUCCAAGGCUUUCAAUGUCCACGUACCGAGGUUAGCGGCCAACGCUUUUGGGGUUUCUUCCGAGACAUCUGCAUUACUCCAGAAAACAUGUUCAAAAACUGUUUUGUUUACAGCUACUGUCCACUGAGCUUCAUGCACACGAGUGGCCGCAAUAUCACUCCUCCUGAAUUAAAAUCGUCGGACCGCCAAGCAAUUAUGGAAUUAUGUGACUCAUCACUUGGCGAGAUCAUCACUGUUCUGAAAGUGGAUAUCGUUAUUGGUAUCGGGAAGUUUGCUGAGUAUCGUGUACGGGAGACAGUUAAGAAGCACUCCCUAAACGUAACGAUUGGUUGCAUUCUACAUCCCAGUCCCAUCAAUCCUUCGGCCAACAAGGGCUGGAAGGAAGCUGUACUAAAAUCCAUGCAAGAAAUGAAUAUUCUCCACAUUGUUCGCGGAGAUCAGCUGCAUCAAUGUACCUAAUCAAUCAUAUUAACCCCAAGUCAACUGUUACAAACUUAAUUGACAAGGUGCAGUAUUGUUGUGAAUUUUUUAAAUUUUAAAGAACUCAAAAGCCAUUUUUAAAAUGCUAAAAAACUAAAUAACCAAGCCAUAAAGAUAUUCGUCAAAGAAUUUUGUUCUAUUGUUGUUAUCUCAUUUAACAUUGUAAAAGUUAACAUUUCUAGUUUAUUUACAUUUUUGAUCUCAGUGUGGAAAUGAAUAUACAUCUCAACUGAUACGCUAA